Argiope bruennichi is the source of this 2140-nucleotide messenger RNA. RefSeq names its product sulfite oxidase-like (gene shop). The transcript is spliced from 9 exons. Gene Ontology annotation, cellular component: mitochondrion. Gene Ontology annotation, molecular function: molybdopterin cofactor binding; oxidoreductase activity; molybdenum ion binding. The coding region runs from base 290 to 2011 and encodes 573 amino acids. Lineage: Eukaryota; Metazoa; Arthropoda; Arachnida; Araneae; Araneidae. The record is from RefSeq and is a predicted model, not a curated record.
UUUGGGAAGUGCCAUCUAUUGACAAAAAAGUGAACAAGUAUUAAAAAAAUGUAAACAAAUACAAUCGCUUAUCAUGUUUAUUUUAUUAUCCAAAUUAAAGCAAGGUCAGGACAUUUGCAGUAGUACAGUGUGCUUACACAGGAGAAAAUUUGAAUAAUGUAGCAAAGAAAACAUAUUAAGUGAUGAAAUACCGUUGUUGUGCAAUUAAUAUUUUUUUUUUAAAAAAAAGAAAUACCUUAAAAUCUUACUUUUGCGUUUUGCAUAGUAGAAAAGACAUUUGUUGAUUCCAAUGCAUAUUUUACGGCUAAAUCCGGUUUUGUUGAGAUGCUUGUCAUCUCAAGUUGCUCAUCAUUCGAACAAAUAUUUACGAGCUGGAUCAUGGAAUUGUGUGUCAACAAUAAAUCAGAUUCAGAUUGAAAAUAAGCUUACAAGAAAACAUUAUUCAUCAUCAUCAGAACAGAAUCACCAUAAAAUUUUUUAUUCGUCUGCAUUAUUUGGUGCUUGUGCUGUGUCUUGUGGUGUUGCUCUGUGGUGCUUUAAUAAUUUAAAACUCUAUGCUGAUAAACCAGCAGAUGCUGCAGAUGUCGCUGGUCGUGAGAUUCCUGGUCUUCCCGAGUACACUGCCGAUGAUAUAGCCAAACAUGACAGUGCCGAGAAAAAAAUCUGGGUGUGCUACAAGAGUGGCGUUUACGACAUCACAGAUUUCAUAGCCAAACACCCUGGUGGUGACAAGGUACUAAUGGCUGCUGGUGGAGCAUUGGAACCUUUCUGGGAACUCUUCGCUGUUCAUAAAAAUACGCAGGUUCUGAAAAUGUUAGAAGAAUAUAGAAUCGGGAAUUUGCGACUUGAAGAUAGAAGUGUGGAACAUCAGAACAAAGACGAUCCUUUUGCUAUGGACCCUCGUCGCCAUCCCAUUCUAGAACCACGUUCAGUGAAGCCUUUUAACGCAGAACCUCCUAAAGAUCUUUUGGUAGAAAAUUUUUUAACGCCUAAUGAAAUAUUUUUCGUGCGGAAUCAUCUUCCUGUCCCUGAAGUUGAUCCAGUAGAAUAUGAACUCGAAAUUUGUGGGAGAGGAAUCAAACCAAUAGUAUUAAAGCUGGAUGAUAUUAAGAAAAAAUUCAAGAAACAUACCAUAACUUCAGCAGUACAAUGUGCAGGGAACAGACGUUCAGAAUUAAACAAAGUUAAAGAAGUGAAAGGUUUGAAUUGGGGAUCAGCUGCAAUAGGAAAUGCAGAGUGGAGUGGUGCUCUAUUGUAUGAUGUUCUGAAAUACGCUGGAGUGGAUUUUAAUGAUCCGAAAAUCGAACAUGUGCAGUUUGAAGGUUUAGAUACUGAUCCAUCUAAUGCACCCUAUGGAGCUUCCAUUCCUGCUAUGAAGGCUUUUAACCCACAAAAUGAUGUAUUAUUAGCUUACGAAAUGAAUGGAAAGGAACUCCCCAAAGAUCAUGGUUUUCCAAUAAGAGUCAUAGUCCCAGGAGUUGUUGGUGCACGGAAUGUGAAAUGGCUUGGCAAAAUAAUUGUUAGUGAAGAAGAAAGUAAAAGCCACUGGCAAACAAACGAUUAUAAGGGUUUUUCUCCUUCCACUAACUGGGAUAAUGUGGACUUUUCCAAGUCCCCAGCUAUUCAAGAACUUCCUGUAAAUUCUGCUAUUUGCAAACCUAGUGAGAAUAGUACAGUACAAUUGCAAGAUGGCAAAUUAAAAAUAGAAGGAUAUGCUUGGAGUGGAGGUGGAAGGAAAAUAGUUCGAGUUGAUGUUUCAAUUGAUGGUGGAAAAACAUGGCAAGUUGCUGACUUGGUUCAAGAUUCUAGUCCUCUGUAUAGAUGCUGGGCUUGGACUUUAUGGAAAGUCAACAUUCCAGUUGAGGUUCCAAAUAAGUCAAAACUUGAGAUUAUUUGUAAAGCCGUUGACUCAUCAUAUAAUGUUCAACCAGAUUCUUUCCCACCUAUCUGGAAUUUACGAGGUGUUUUGGGAAAUGCAUGGCAUAAAAUAAUUGUGCAAGUUCAGAAAUAAUUUUUUAUGAAUAAAAAGUUGCAAUUUUCAGAGAUUAAUUUUUUAUAAAUAAAUAUUUAUUCAACUGUUGUUUAUUGAAAAAUAUUUGUACAUGUUCAAGGUCAGAAAUAAAUGUAUUUACAAAUAAAA